AUGAUAGUGUAUAUUAUAUAUCAUAUUAUAAAAAUUUGUCUUUUUUAUGUUAUAGGAUUUUCACAACCAGCAUUAUCAAAUCAUCCAGGUCGAGCAACAUUAGUAUCAGGACCAAAACGACAAUCAAUUAGUCAAGCUGUUUCAAUGAACAAUCGGUUAAUUACAUCUAGCACAACAACGGCUUCAACACCAUCAUUUAGUAAUAUUGAACAUAUUCGACGUUAUUCAUUAUCACGUACACAUUCUGAACAACCGUCAAAUAAUGUUAGUGAAGCAUCAACGCCGUCUUCAUCAAGCCGUCGUACAUCAGUAUCAGAAACUACUGAAGGACUACGAAGAGAGAGUAUAAAAUCUAAUACAAAUAUAAUUGCACCUAAAAGUUUACGUGAAUGGCAUGAACAACCAGUAAAUCUUAGUGAACAACCACCACUAUCUGAAAAAGUCAAUGUUCAAAUUCUUUCACCAAAUAGUGAUCGAGCAACUCCUCGUUUUUUUGUUGACAAUGAUCUUGCUAGUCUUGUUGUACCAAAUGGAGAAUCGAAAUCUGAGGAAAAUUCUACAAUUGAAAAUGAAACAAGAAAAAAUUCAUUAAACGAAAAUGAAUAA
Molecule: messenger RNA, 606 nt
Organism: Adineta steineri
Lineage: Eukaryota; Metazoa; Rotifera; Eurotatoria; Adinetida; Adinetidae
Source: the annotation of a GenBank genome assembly